CCUGGGCAGAGACAGUCUGACUGGCAUCCCCAACUGGGCUGGUUUCCUGUGGCUGAGCACUGCUCCUAACCCCGGGCGAGGACUGGAAGGGUUCUAGCCCGCCCGUCUUACCCAGCCUGAAGCUUCUUCUGGUCACCUGUGCCUCAGUUGCGCUGGAUUCCAGGCAGGAUGAUUCCAGUGGCAGAGUUUAAGCAGUUUACAGAACAGCAGCCUGCAUUCAAGGUGCUCAAACCCUGGUGGGAUGUGCUGGCUGAGUACCUCACGGUGGCCAUGCUUAUGAUUGGGGUCUUUGGCUGUACCCUCCAGGUGACACAGGACAAGAUCAUCUGCCUGCCCAGUCAUGAACUUCGGGAGAACUUAUCCGAGGCCCCCUGCCAGCAGCUGUUGCCUCGAGGGGUCUCUGAGCAGAUGGGGGGCCUCCGGGAGUUGAGUGGCCUCAAAAACAACCUAGACUUGCAACAGUAUAGCUUUAUUAACCAGCUCUGCUAUGAAACAGCCCUCCACUGGUACGCCAAGUACUUCCCCUACCUGGUAGUCAUUCACACUCUUAUCUUCAUGGUCUGUACCAGCUUUUGGUUCAAAUUCCCUGGCACCAGCUCCAAAAUAGAACAUUUCAUCUCCAUCCUAGGCAAGUGUUUCGAUUCCCCGUGGACCACACGGGCCUUGUCUGAAGUGUCGGGAGAAAACCAUAAGGGCCCAGCUGCUGGACGGGCCAUGGCAACUGUGGUGACCACGGCAGGUAUGGGGUUGGGAAAGGCAGGUGAAGGUGAAAAGGAGAAGGUGCUAGUGGAACCUGAGAAGGUUGUUACUGAGCCUCCUGCCAUCACCCUGCUGGACAAGAAAGAAGGUGAGCAGGCCAAGGCCCUGUUUGAGAAGGUCAAGAAGUUCCGCGUUCAUGUGGAAGAGGGUGACAUCCUCUAUUCCAUGUACAUCCGGCAGACAGUACUCAAAGUGUGUAAGUUCUUCGCCAUCCUGGUUUAUAACCUAGUCUAUGUAGAAAAGAUCAGCUUCCUGGUGGCUUGCAGGGUGGAGACCUCAGAGGUCACUGGCUAUGCCAGUUUCUGCUGCAACCACACCAAGGCCCACCUCUUCUCCAAACUGGCCUUCUGUUACAUCUCCUUUGUGUGCGUCUAUGGCAUCACCUGCCUGUAUACACUCUAUUGGCUUUUCCACCGACCCCUCAAAGAGUACUCCUUCCGUUCUGUGCGUGAGGAGACUGGUAUGAACGACAUCCCGGAUGUCAAAAAUGACUUCGCUUUCAUGCUCCACCUCAUUGACCAGUACGACUCACUCUACUCCAAGCGAUUCGCUGUCUUCCUCUCUGAAGUCAGCGAAAGCCGCCUGAAGCAGCUCAACCUCAAUCAUGAGUGGACACCAGACAAGCUGCGGCAGAAACUGCAGCGUAACACACGUGGCAGGCUGGAGCUGGCCCUCUGCAUGCUCCCUGGGCUACCUGACACCGUCUUUGAGCUCAGUGAGCUGGAGGCCCUCCGGCUGGAAGCCAUCUGUGACAUCUCUUUUCCCCCAGGGCUCUCACAGCUGGUGAACCUUCAGGAGCUCAGUUUGAUCCACUCCCCAGCCAGACUGCCCUUCUCCUCACAGAUCUUCCUGCGGGAUCGGCUGAAGGUGAUCUGUGUCAAGUGCGAGGAGCUCCGUGAAGUGCCCCUCUGGGUGUUUGGGCUGCGUGGCUUGGAGGAGCUACAUCUGGAGGGACUCUUUCCCCUGGAGCUGGCUAGGGCUGCCACCCUUGAGAGCCUCCGGGAGCUGAAGCAGCUCAAGGUGCUGUCACUACGUAGCAAUGCAGGGAAGGUGCCGGCCAGUGUAACCGAUGUGGCGGGACACCUGCAGAGACUCAGCCUGCAUAAUGAUGGGGCCCGCUUGCUGGCCCUCAACAGCCUCAAGAAGCUGGCGGUGCUUCGGGAGCUGGAGCUGGUGGCCUGCGGGCUGGAGCGCAUCCCCCACGCUAUCUUCAGCCUGGGUGCUCUGCAGGAACUGGACCUCAAGGACAACCACCUGCGGUCCAUUGAGGAGAUCCUCAGCUUCCAGCACUGCAGGAAGCUGGUCACACUCAAACUGUGGCACAACCAGAUUGCCUAUGUCCCUGAACAUGUGAGGAAGCUCAGGAACCUUGAGCAGCUUUACCUCAGCCACAACAAACUAGAGACUCUGCCCACCCAGUUAGGACUCUGUUUUUGCCUCCGUCUGCUCGACGUCUCCCAUAAUGGGCUGCGUUCUCUUCCUCCCGAGGUGGGCCUGCUGCAGAGCCUGCAGCAUCUCGCUCUCUCUUACAAUGCUCUUGAGAGCCUACCAGAUGAGCUGUUCUUCUGCCGCAAGCUGCGGACAUUGCUCCUGGGCUACAACCAUCUGAGUCAGCUCUCACCCCACGUGGCAGCCUUGCGGGCCCUCAGCCGCCUGGAGCUCAAGGGUAAUCGGUUGGAAGCACUACCAGAAGAACUUGGUGACUGCAAGGGGCUAAAGAAGUCAGGGCUGCUGGUAGAGGACACCCUUUAUGAUGGGCUGCCUGCAGAGGUGCGGGAGAAGAUGGAGGAGGAAUGAAGCCUGGGGGUAGGGGUACAGGUUGACACUGAGGCCUUCAGCUACUUCUGCUCCCAAAGUGUCUUCCAAGGGAGAUGCCCAAUGGACCUACCAGGAGAGGAAGAAAGGCCAGCUAUGUUAGUUUUGUGCAGCUUGGGCAAAGUCUCUGGACUGGUUUGUCUUCCGGGAGAGACAAAAGGCAGUGCAUUUGGGGUGGAACCCCUCAGGGAAGGAUUAACUUAGUCUUAGUUUCUAAAACCAAAACCACACCUGUCUUUGGAUGUCUGGCCUGCCCUUUCUCAAAACAUUCCAGCUCAAUUAGUGUCACAUAUGGAAGUGGGGGUAGGGUGGGGGUCACAUCCCAAUGGGAUUUCUAACCCUACCCCCAUGGCAAAGCAGCUUACAUCUGGGGUUCUCUCCGAAGGAGGGGACACAGACACAAGGACCACCUUCCAACCCUCCCUGUAGCCCAACUUUGAUGCCAAGCCCUUAUAUAAGUCCUUUGCCACAGAGACAGGUUCUUAGAACAAUGGGUCUCACAUUUGGCUAUGCAAUAAAAUCAGCUGAGGAGCCUGGAUAAAAACAAACCAUCCUAUACCCCAUCUCUGAAAUAACGACUCAAUUUCGGGAUGGGAGUCAGGAAUCUACUCCGGAAUAAAUAUGCCAGGUAAUUCUAAUUAAUGAAUGUGGUCCUGAAACUAUAUAAUGGAAAUGUUGACCUAAAGAGUAGGCUGGGGCUGAGGCUCAGUUGGGUUGGAGGAGUACUUGCCUAGCAUGUAUGAAGCCCUGGGUUUGAUCCCCAGCACUGCAUAAACCAGAUCUAGUGAGACAUGCCUACAUGGGAGGUGGAGGCAGGAGGACUGAAGGGUUGAGGCCAGCCUGGGCAACAGAGAUAGAAUCUAUCUCCAAAACAAAUGAGAAAAGUAUGGGUAUGUGAAUGCCUAGCCCCCUUUAGGUCCUAGAUCCUUAAAAGACUCCCAGGGACCUGAGCACCUCCUUCCUAGGGAAAAAGCUUAUGUAAUAAACAAGGAAAAACUCUUGCAACAACACUAGUUACAGAUACAUCCCCUCCUGCCCAAGCUAUUUAAGAACACCUGCUGGUGGAAGCAUUUUUUUUUUUUUUUUAAGCACACACAGGGACUCUCGCAUGUUUCCUGUGCAGGGAAGCACACACCAAUCUAUUAUUACAUGUGUAAUAAAUGAGAACUAUAAUUCUGA
This is a messenger RNA of Nannospalax galili (Upper Galilee mountains blind mole rat), 3753 nucleotides long. RefSeq names its product leucine rich repeat containing 8 VRAC subunit E (gene Lrrc8e). The record is from RefSeq and is a predicted model, not a curated record. Gene Ontology annotation, molecular function: protein binding. The coding region runs from base 169 to 2556 and encodes 795 amino acids. The transcript is spliced from 3 exons. Lineage: Eukaryota; Metazoa; Chordata; Mammalia; Rodentia; Spalacidae.